This is a messenger RNA of Drosophila arizonae, 1861 nucleotides long. RefSeq names its product UDP-glycosyltransferase family 37 member D1 (gene Ugt37D1). Gene Ontology annotation, molecular function: UDP-glycosyltransferase activity. Lineage: Eukaryota; Metazoa; Arthropoda; Insecta; Diptera; Drosophilidae. The record is from RefSeq and is a predicted model, not a curated record.
UGGCCGGCGAUUCAAGAGCGCUUAUCAGUAGGCAACGAGGCUUAUCUGACGGCCGUCGGUCUUUAUAUAAAGGAAUGCAGUCAAGGCACACUAUUUAGUUUGUUAAAGAGCGCAUUGUCCGCAAGACUUCAACAUGGGUCGAUCACUACUGUCCGGCACAUUUGUGUGCCUCCUGCUUGGAUUCUUUGUGCUGCAGUCGCCCAGAGUCGAAGGCGCCAACAUAUUGGGCGUCUUCACCAGCCACAGUCCAUCGCAUUUCAUAAUCAACAUGUCGAUUAUGAAGGCCCUGGCGGAGGAUGGACACAAUGUGACCGUGGUAUCGGGCACUCCUCCAAAAGUGACCCACAAGAGCAUCAAGCACAUCGUUAUCCCGCUGAGUGCAGCCGAGGAGAAGGAUUUGAACGACGGCAUGAGCUCCUUGGCCAAGGAGAAGCCGUCUGUAUUUACAACGUUCAGGAAUAUAUUCGGCUCGCUGUCUAUGCUCAUCUAUAAGCAAGUGGAUGUCCUGGAGGACAAACGAUUCACCGAUCUCUACAAGAACAAAGACAACAAAUUCGAUGCAGUUAUUGUUGGUUUCUUCUUCAACAACUAUCAGGUGGGACUGGGUAGCCUCUUCAACUGUCCCAUAAUUCUGACUUGGACUGGGCCGCCGAUGAUGCAAAUCGACAGAAAUAUCGGUAAUCCCGAAUUGAUUUCGUCAGUGCCCUCCAUGCAUGUAGCCGUGGCUCCCGGCCGAGCGAUGAACUUUAAGGAACGUCUGGCCAAUUUCGGUGGCACCAUGUUCUUCCGCCUUUUUGCCUUCUACUUGGAGAUACUGAAUGACAAGUUUUACGAUCGUCUAUGGGGUAAUAUUCCGUCCAUGAUGACCUACGAGCAGGCCAAGCAGAACAUUUCCCUGGCUUUCUGCAGCAGUCACGGCAUAAGCGAGGGACCCAUUAGGCCCAAUGUGCCGGCGCUUGUAGAGAUUGGUGGCAUACAGAUUAAGGAUAAGCCAGAUCCACUGCCCCAGGAUAUUCAGGAGUUUUUGGAUGGGGCCAAGCAUGGCGCGAUUCUCUUCAGUCUGGGCAGUAAUCUGAAAGGCGAUCACAUUGAUCCACAGAUAAUCAAAAAGAUAUUCAAAGUGCUCGCCGGGCUGAAGCAGCGUGUGAUCUGGAAAUGGGAUGAUCUGGACAAAUUGCCUGGCAAAUCGGCAAAUAUACUCUUCAAGAAGUGGAUGCCACAGGACGACAUUCUCGCCCACCCCAACAUCAAGCUUUUCAUCACGCAUGCAGGCAAAGGAGGCGUCACCGAGUCCCAGUACCAUGGCAAGCCCAUGCUGGCCCUUCCAGUGUUCGCCGAUCAGCCAGGAAAUGCUGAUAAACUGGUGGAAUCGGGUUAUGGCUUGAAGCUCGAUUUGCUGACCCUAGAGGUGGACGAAUUCAAGGAUGCAAUCAAGGAGCUACUGAGCAAUCCCACCUACACCAAUAAGAUUCAACAGUUCUCAAAGAUCUACCGCGAUCGUCCAAUGUCGGCUCGCGAUUCGGUUAUCUACUGGGUUAACUAUGUCCUUCGUCAUCACGGAGCUGCCCAUAUGCAGAGUCCCCUAGUCAAAAUGGGCUACAUUGCUACCCACAAUAUUGACUUGUAUCUACUACUGGCAGCGAUACUCUUGGUUAUCGUUCUGAUAAGCAAAGCUGUGUUGAGGUUCGUAUGGAGCAAGUGUUGUGGUGGCAAAGCCACGAAGCAAAGGUCUUCACAAAAAACAAAGGUCAAGAAGCACUAGCAUAUUAUUAGCAUUGUAAAUAAGACGAAUUAAGAACUACGAUUUUAUAUAAAUUGUUAUAUAUAGAUAAACGACAAUAAAAAUCGAUGUAAAUAUGAC